Nannospalax galili (Upper Galilee mountains blind mole rat) is the source of this 3101-nucleotide messenger RNA. RefSeq names its product aldehyde dehydrogenase 4 family member A1 (gene Aldh4a1). Gene Ontology annotation, molecular function: L-glutamate gamma-semialdehyde dehydrogenase (NAD+) activity. NCBI's taxonomy places the organism in Eukaryota, Metazoa, Chordata, Mammalia, Rodentia, Spalacidae. The coding region runs from base 12 to 1886 and encodes 624 amino acids. The transcript is spliced from 15 exons. The record is from RefSeq and is a predicted model, not a curated record.
AAGAUAGAGCGAUGGUUAUUGGCAGGAGGUGGUCCCCACGGAAGGACCCCGAGGCCGGAGGACGGGGCGAUGCUGCGCCUUCCCUGCCGAGUGGUGCGCUCCGGGCGAGGCCUUGCCUUCUAGCCGCCCCGAACGACCGCUCCCUGCAGCCUCACCGUGGACCUUCCGUCCUGCGGCCGCGCUCCAGCCUCCGGAUGCUGCUGCUGCCCGCGAUGCGUGGCCACGCCCUCCUGGCCCGCGCCUGGAGGGGCGCCGGGCUUCAGCGGAAGCACGUCUCCUCCUUGAAAGUGGCCAAUGAGCCCAUCCUAGCCUUUACACAGGGCAGCCCUGAACGAGAUGCACUGCAGAAGGCUCUGAGAGACCUGAAGGGCCAGACGGAAGCCAUCCCAUGUGUGGUGGGAGAUGAAGAGGUGUGGACAUCGGAUGUGCAGUACCAGCUGUCGCCCUUUAACCAUGGACACAAGGUGGCCAAGUUCUGUUACGCAGACAAGGCUUUGAUCAACAAAGCCAUUGAGGCUGCUUUGGCCGCUAGGAAAGAAUGGGAUCUGAAGCCUGUGGCAGACCGGGCACAGAUCUUCCUGAAGGCAGCUGAUAUGCUGAGCGGGCCACGGAGGGCAGAAGUCCUUGCCAAGACCAUGGUGGGACAGGGAAAGACAGUGAUCCAAGCGGAGAUUGAUGCUGCGGCUGAGCUGAUUGACUUCUUCCGGUUCAAUGCUAAGUUCGCCGUGGAGCUGAACGGUGAGCAGCCCAUCAGCGUGCCGCCCAGCACCAACCGUGUGGUGUACCGCGGACUGGAGGGCUUCGUGGCAGCCAUCUCGCCCUUCAACUUUACUGCAAUCGGAGGCAACCUGGCAGGCGCACCGGCAUUAAUGGGCAACGUGGUCCUGUGGAAGCCCAGCGACACUGCCAUGCUGGCCAGCUAUGCUGUUUACCGCAUCCUCCGGGAGGCUGGCCUGCCCCCCAACAUCAUCCAGUUUGUGCCAGCUGAUGGACCCAUUUUUGGGGACACGGUCACCGGCUCAGAGCACCUCUGUGGCAUCAACUUCACAGGCAGUGUGCCCACCUUCAAACACCUGUGGAAACAGGUCGCCCAGAAUCUGGAUCAGUACCGCACCUUCCCACGCCUGGCUGGAGAGUGCGGUGGGAAGAACUUCCAUUUUGUGCACCGCUCGGCUGACGUGGACAGUGUGGUGAGCGGGACCCUGCGCUCAGCCUUCGAAUAUGGUGGUCAGAAGUGCUCAGCCUGCUCACGCCUCUACGUGCCACAAUCACUGUGGCCACAGAUCAAAGGGCGGCUGCUGGAGGAACACAGCAGGAUCAAAGUGGGCAACCCUGCAGAGGACUUUGGCACCUUUUUCUCCGCAGUGAUUGAUUCCAAGUCCUUUGCGCGCAUCAAAAAGUGGCUGGAGCAUGCACGCACCUCCCCCAGCCUCAGCAUCCUGGCUGGGGGUAAGUGUGACGAGUCUGUGGGUUACUACGUGGAUCCCUGCAUCAUCGAGAGCAAGGACCCACAGGACCCCAUCAUGAAGGAGGAAAUCUUUGGGCCUGUGCUGGCCCUGUACGUGUACCCUGAUGACAAGUACAGGGAGACUCUGCAGCUGGUCGACAGCACUACCAUCUAUGGCCUCACGGGGGCAGUGUUCGCUCAGGAUACGGAAAUUGUCAAGGAAGCCACGGAGAAGCUGAGGAACGCUGCUGGCAACUUCUAUAUCAAUGACAAGUCUACUGGCUCAGUGGUGGGCCAGCAGCCCUUCGGGGGUGCACGGGCCUCUGGAACCAAUGACAAGCCAGGAGGCCCUCACUACAUCCUGCGCUGGACCUCGCCCCAGGUCAUCAAGGAGACGCAUAAGCCGCUGGGGGACUGGCGCUACUCCUAUAUGGAAUGAACCCCAGCCUGUGCCUGUCCAUCCAGGCAUGUCUACCUGUCUGCCCAUCCAAGCAAGUGAUGUCACUACACUGACCCCAACCCUGUCCCUCAUCAGUUCCCCCUGGACCCUCUACAGCUGAGCUUGAUUGACCUUGUCCUGGCCACUGACCUAUAUCCUGACCCAUCCUGUCCUUCAUGUCAGAUGCCCAGGCUCCAGCUUAGGGUCAUGUUGGGGAGGAACAGGGCCACCCUGGAGAUUUAUUCCACCUACUACAAACCACCCUGGUGCCUGACAGGCUCUCCACCUGUCUGCUUCUCUCUCUCAUCCUGAACCCAGUGGCUGAGGGACCUGGAGAACAGAAAUAGACUGGCUCUUGGGACCCUGUGGGGAAAAGAGCCCCAGCUCCCUGCAGCCUCACCGCUCAGCUCCUCCAGGUCUCCAGUGAGAUAAGACCUUGGGUGACUGCAAGGGGGUACAGCUGACCUUGCUUCUUGGUCUAGGCUAGAUCCGCUGCACGCAUCUAUGCCCAGUCAUGUGUCUUGGACCCAUGUGCCUUCCUCCAGAGUCCCUGUGUUACUCUGAGGCCCUCAUCCCUCCUGGUCACCUGCUGGGAGUGGUGGCAGAUUCUCAGGGUUGGCCUCUGCUGUUGCUGUGUCCUCAGCUCUUCUGGUCCUACCCUUGGGGAUGUCCUUCCCAAAACCCAUCUCAGGGCCUGAGUUCUACCCAGGCAGCAGUUACUGUUCCCUCUGUCCCUGAGACAGAGCCUGGGCUUCUCCUCCAGCCCAGGCCAAGGAUGUGGCCUGGAGUGUCUUUUCCAUAGCACCCAAGUAGCUCUGUGUGGUCCCUCAGUUGCCUAUUCUUGUUGAAUGCAGCCAGGAGUAAGCUCCUGCUUGUCCUGGAUGAUCAGUGGUUACUAAGGCCAGACCUUUAGGGAUGGUUUUUAGGAAUCAGAGAGUGCUGGGUUCCCUCUCAAGGACAGCUGGAUGGGGGACCCCAUGGAGCUGGUGUGGCCAUCUCCAAGUGCCCCUCUUUCUCACCAUGGCACACACUCAGGGGCAGGUGCCCAAUACCAGGUGGGCUCUGGCUCUGCCUCCUUCCAGGGUCUGUGUUGUUGGGGGCUGCUGGUUCUACACUGAGGGGGAACAGGGGUAUUCCUGCUGCCUCCCAAUAAAACGCCUGCUACCUAAUCAAAGUGGUGGUCUUUGAAGAGUGGAUAAAGAUGGAGGAUCACUG